Cannabis sativa is the source of this 1131-nucleotide messenger RNA. RefSeq names its product protein OSB2, chloroplastic. The record is from RefSeq and is a predicted model, not a curated record. Lineage: Eukaryota; Viridiplantae; Streptophyta; Magnoliopsida; Rosales; Cannabaceae. Gene Ontology annotation, biological process: positive regulation of helicase activity; mitochondrial DNA replication. Gene Ontology annotation, molecular function: single-stranded DNA binding. Bases 72 to 944 code for a protein of 290 amino acids. Gene Ontology annotation, cellular component: mitochondrial nucleoid. The transcript is spliced from 5 exons.
GUCAUCGUUGUGAAGAUAAGCCCUGCCUGCAACUGCAUAUGCAUUGUGCAUAAACCUUAGCUUAGCAAUCAAUGGCGAAAAUGGCGAAGCUCAUACAACAACCAAUAAUACCAUCAUCUUCUUCCACUAACGACUUCCUCUUUCUCUCCACUCCUUUCAACAAUACUCGUUUAUGUACCCGAUUGGGCUUUCAACGCCGCUCUUUCAAAUGCUCUGUCGAGUACAAUAACAAUAACAACAACUACUACUUCAACCAAGCGGCUGCAGCGGCGGCGUUCCCUCGACCUCCGGAGAUUCAGUGGAAGAAGGAGCUGUGCAAUACGGUGCAGCUGAUAGGCAUCGUUGGUGUUCCUGUUGAAAUCAAGCACUUGCCCUCUGGCAAGGUCGUCGCUUGGACCCGCCUCGCCGUCAAGAAGUCUUCCACUGAUACUUCAUGGAUCAAUCUGACAUUUUGGGAUGAACUAGCAAAUAUUGCUUCUCAACAUGUCGAAAAAGGGCAACAGAUAUAUGUCUCCGGACGUUUGAUUUCAGAUACAGUUGAAAGCGAUGAUGGUAAACAGCAGACAUACUACAAGGUUGUUGUUCAGCAACUGAAUUUUGUUGAAAAGAAUUUCUCAUCGGGUUCUGACUCCACAACAAUACCAGGUAGAAAGUUUGGAAAUGCUAAUGCAAACAGUGACGAAACAGUAGAGCAAUUAUGGCAAGCCUACUUUGCUAAUCCAGUGGAAUGGUGGGAUAAUAGGAGAAAUAAGAGGAACCCCAAAUAUCCAGACUUUAAACACAAAGACACUGGAGAAGCCUUGUGGAUAGAAGGGAGGUCGAACCCGCCAUGGGUGAAGAGCCAGCUUGCCAUUCUAGAUUCAAGAAUGGGGUCUUUUAAUGACCAGGAUAGCAGCAGAAUGGACUCAAACUUAGUGGUUGGAGAAAACUUCUCUCUUUUCUAAUUGCUCCUUAAUUUAUGGUAUUACUAUUAUCAGCUAUUAUAUUAUAUUCUAAUCGACAUUUUGUUGUAUAGGAAUUAUAUCUGAGUGAGUGAGUUGUAAUUUGUUCUUGUUACGUAUUGCAAAAUUCACUAACUAGACUUUUCCAUCAGCCAGUAUAAUACAAAGAUUUGUGUUUGUUGUCUUUUAA